Molecule: messenger RNA, 2315 nt
Organism: Gastrolobium bilobum
Lineage: Eukaryota; Viridiplantae; Streptophyta; Magnoliopsida; Fabales; Fabaceae
Product: protein ENHANCED DISEASE RESISTANCE 2-like
Exons: 22
Coding region: 1-2217 (738 amino acids)
Molecular function (GO): lipid binding
Source: RefSeq, a predicted model, not a curated record
AUGGAAGGGUCAUCGAACGAGUCUGCAAGUGGAGGAUCAUCAUCUCAACGAGGCGAAGAGAAAGGAAUAUUCGAAUACUUUGGUUGGGUUUAUCAUCUUGGCGUGAAUUCCAUUGGCCAUGAGUACUGUAACCUUCGAUUCCUUUUCAUCAGGGGCAAGUGCGUUGCCAUGUACAAGCGUGACCCUCACCAGAAUCCUCACAUUGAACCCAUUAGGAAGGGGGUCAUAGGGGCAACACUAAUGGUGGAGGAGCUAGGGCGUCGAAAGGUCAACAAUGGGGAUCUUUAUGUAAUACGCUUUUACAAUCGCUUAGAUGAGACCAGAAAGGGCGAAAUUGCUUGUGCAACAGCUGGAGAAGCCCAGAGAUGGAUUGAAGCAUUUGAUCAUGCCAAGCAACAGGCUGAGUAUGAGCUGUCACGAGGAAUUAGUGCCAGAUACAAACUAAACAAGGAGGCUGAAAUCAAUCUGGAAGGACAUCGACAUUCUGUGAGGCGGUAUGCCUCUGGGUUGAGGAAGUUUAUAAGAAUCGGCCAAGGCCCAGAGACACUCUUACGGCUAUCAUCAAAGUUUUUUGGUGGUUCAGAUGCGUUUGAAGCAGAUUGCGGAGAUGCAUUUGAAGCGCAUCAGUGGAAAUGCGUUCGUACCAUGGCUGGUAUUAGAAUUUUUGAGGAUGUUUCAAAUCACAAGAAUGGUAAGGGUGUCCUCGCUAAGUCAGUUGGUGUUAUUGAUGCAACUGCAGAUAGUGUUUUUGAAGUGUUUUUAAACACUGAACGACAGAAAAGAUACGAGUGGGAUAUGUUGAUGGGUGACUUGGAGCUGGUAGAGUCUUUUGAUGGACAUUAUGAUGUUGUUUAUGGGACAUAUGAUCCUAAGUAUCUAACCCGAUGGCAUUCAAAGCGGGAUUUUGUCUUCUCUAGGCAAUGGUUUCGGGGACAAGAUGGAACAUACACUAUCUUGCAAUUUCCAGCUAUACAUAAGAAAAAGCCUCCAAGAUCAGGAUAUCGACGUACAAAAAUUAAUCCAUCUACAUGGGAGAUUAGAAAUAUGAACACACCUAUGGGAUCAAGUAGACCAAGAUGUUUAGUGACCCACACUUUAGAGAUACACUCUGCAUUCUGGUAUGGAUGGAAGAACAACCAGAGCUCAAAAUUUGAGAAGAGCGUCCCUUAUGCAUUAUUAUGCCAAGUAGCAGGUCUAAAGGAAUAUAUUGGAGCCAAUCCAGCAUUCCACGAACAAUAUUCCACUACUGUUGUUCAUUCCAAAAUCUCUGAUGCUUCUCUGUCCAGUGCCGAAUAUGAAGAUGCAGAAGUCCAGGAUGAGUUUUAUGAUGCAAUUGCUGCUGAAUCCACAUCAGAUGAAGAAAGUGAUGUUGAUGAGGAACUUGAUCAGGAGCAGAAAGUCAAACUAAAGAAUGUUUCAUGGGCCAUCACGUCCUUAGCUUUGAAGCGAACUGCAGCUCCAGAUCAAAGCAAAGAAUUAGAUUCUCAUGUAAGUCCAAUCAAAAUUGAUGCCAGUGACUUGCAAGGUUCUUUGCGCAAAGGAAAGGAUGAUAGUGACACAAACUGCUGGACUUCUCCUAGUGGUGAAAGAUUUAUGAUUAGAGGAAAGAACUAUCUGAAAGAUAAUUCUAAGGUAGUUGGAGGAGAUCCUCUUCUCAAGCUCAUAGCAGUUGAUUGGUUAAAAGUUGAUAAACCUGCAGAUAGAAUUGCACUGAAUCGGAGAAGUCUGGUUCAGUCAGAAGCUGGGAAAAAGCUUCCGUUUAUCCUUGUAUUUAAUCUCCAGGUUCCAGCUAAACCAAACUACAGCUUGGUUCUAUAUUAUGCAUCUGACAGACCUAUAAAUAAAGAUUCUCUAUUGGCUAAGUUUCUGGAUGGAAAUGACAUGUUUCGGGACUCAAGAUUCAAACUAAUUCCAAGUAUAGUUGAGGGAUAUUGGAUGAUCAAGCGAGCUGUUGGAACUAAAGCUUGCCUACUGGGAAAAGCUGUAACUUGUAAAUACUUUAGACAAGAUAAUUUUUUGGAGAUAGAUGUAGACAUUGGAUCAUCCUCUGUAGCCAGGAGUGUCGUUGGCCUUGUUCUGGGAUAUGUCACAAGCCUAGUCGUUGACCUAGCAAUUUUGAUAGAGGCAAAAGAAGAGGCAGAACUGCCAGAGUACAUUCUUGGAACUGUCAGAUUAAACCGCGUAAGACUUGAAUCUGCUGUACCAUUGGAGUUUUGAGGUGUUCUCCCAAUAAGUAUUAUAGAGUGUGGUUCUACUUUAUCAUUUGCCUCAAAUGUUUUCAGUUUCACUGAGGACUCAAAUUAGAAAUGAUACUA